Hirundo rustica (Barn swallow) is the source of this 19012-nucleotide messenger RNA. Its product is annotated as mucin-5AC-like. The record is from RefSeq and is a predicted model, not a curated record. Gene Ontology annotation, molecular function: protein binding. Gene Ontology annotation, cellular component: extracellular matrix. Lineage: Eukaryota; Metazoa; Chordata; Aves; Passeriformes; Hirundinidae.
GAGGCAGGUAGUUCGGUAGUUUCUACCGGGCUUCCAGAAGAUGGGUAAAGGUGGUGGGACACGAAUACCACUAUGGAUAUCAAUACUAGCCCUGGUCUUCACACAGAUCAAAGUUCAAGCCCAGGGUGGUGAACAACCAACAAAGUCAGAGUAUGUCUCUCCAUCUCUCCUGCAGCGACAAAAUUCUUUGAAAUCCCAAGGACUGACAAUCAUUCCACCUUUGCAAAACACACUGAAAGUAAAGGCUGGCAACCCCUCUCACAAUGGCCGUGUAUGCAGUACAUGGGGUAACUUCCACUUCAAGACCUUUGACGGGGACAUCUUUUACUUCCCUGGGGUCUGCAAUUACAUCUUUGCAUCCAACUGCAAGUCUUCCUACGAGGACUUCAACAUCCAGAUUAGGCGUGCAAUGGUGGAAAAUGCUACUGUGAUCACUCAUGUCAUCAUGAAGUUGGAAGGAGUAGUGAUCGAACUGACCCCCAGCUCUGUCCUGCUUGACAACAAAUUGGUCCAGAUGCCCUACAGCCAUAUGGGAGUCUUGAUAGAGAGAAGUAACAACUAUUUGAAAGUUUCUGCCAAGCUGGGACUGACCUUCCUUUGGAAUGGACACGAUGCCCUCCUGGUGGAACUAGAUAAGAAAUAUGCCAAUCAAACUUGUGGACUUUGUGGGGACUUCAAUGGAAUUCCAGUCAGCAAUGAAUUUAUUUCAGGGAAGACAAAACUGACCCCCAUACAGUUUGGUAAUAGGCAGAAGAUGGAUGGACCUACAGAGCAGUGUGAUGAUCCUAUUCCUCCUUCUUCUCCGAUGAACUGCUCUAGAGAAUUUGCUUCUAUCUGUGAGACAGUAUUAACCAGCAAAGCAUUUACAAGUUGUAACAUGCUCGUGAAUGUCCAGGACUACAUUGAAACUUGCAUACAAGACCUGUGCCACUGUGACAGCUCUAUGGCUGACUUCUGCAUGUGCAACACCUUUGCUGAGUACUCCCGGCAGUGUGCUCAUGCAGGUGGACAGCCCCUGAACUGGAGAACCUCAGACCUGUGCCCCAAAUCAUGUCCAUUCAACAUGCAAUACCAUGAGUGUGGCUCUCCCUGCUCUGACACAUGCAGUAACCCAGAACGAUCUGCACUUUGUGAAGAUCACUGUACAGAUGGCUGUGUCUGUCCUCCAGGAAUGGUAUUUGAUGAUGUUAAUGGUGCUGGCUGCAUUCCCCGCAGAGAAUGCCACUGUACCUAUGAAGGUGAAACUUAUGCUCCUGGUGCCUCCUUCUCAUCUAAAUGCAGAUCAUGUACCUGUGUUGGAGGUGAAUGGUCUUGUGUCACUCAGUCGUGCCCUGGGACUUGCAGUAUUGAAGGAGGCUCCCACAUUUCAACAUUUGAUGAGAAAUACUAUUCCUUCUUUGGAGACUGUAGUUAUGUCCUAACAAAGCUCUGUGACAGCAAUGAAUUCACGGUGUUGGGGGAUAUCCACAAGUGUGGCCUAUCUGACACUGAGACAUGUCUCAAGGGUGUAGCCAUCAGCCUAAACGGGGGACAAACGAACAUUGUGAUCCAGCCUUCUGGGAGUGUAUUUGUGAAUAUGAUCUACACACAGUUACCAUUCUCAGCAGCAAACGUCACCAUCUUCAGGCCUUCAUCUUUCUUCAUAAUACUGCAAACAAAUUUUGGUCUUCAGCUACAGGUUCAACUUGUGCCUUUAAUGCAAGUUUUUAUAGACCUAGACCCGUCACAUAAAGGGCAGACCUGCGGUCUCUGUGGAAACUUCAAUGAUGUCCAGACAGAUGAUUUCAAAACCACCAGUGGUGUGAUUGAGGGCACUUCAGCUGCCUUUGGCAAUACUUGGAAAACUCGGGCUGAUUGUCCUGAUGCCAAGAAUACCUUUGAGGACCCCUGCACUGUCAGCAUACAAAAUGACCAGUAUGCUCAGCACUGGUGUGGACUGCUCUCUGAUACCAUGGGACCUUUUGCUGAAUGUCACUCAACAGUGAAUCCAGAAGUUUACCAGAAGACCUGUAUGUUUGACACGUGCAACUGCGAGAAGAGUGAGGACUGCAUGUGUGCUGCCCUUUCCAGCUAUGUCAGAGCCUGUGCUGCUAAAGGAGUUCUUCUCACUGGAUGGCGGAGCAAAGCUUGCACAAAAUACACCACCUUGUGUCCGAAGUCCCUGAAGUACACCUACAAUGUCAAUUCCUGUCAGCCCACCUGCCGCUCUCUGAGUGAGCCUGAUGUCACAUGCAGCAUCAAGUUUGUCCCUGUUGACGGCUGCACCUGCGUAAAUGGAACCUACAUGGAUGACAGUGGCAAAUGUGUGCCUGCUUCUAGCUGUCCUUGCUACUACAAAGGAAUGCCUCUGUCUUCUGGAGAAGUUGUUCAUGACAAUGGUGUUGUCUGCACUUGCGCCUAUGGAAAGCUAAGCUGCAUUGGGGAGAAGCCUGAACCAGUCUGUGUGCCUCCCAUGGUUUAUGUUGACUGUGACAAUGUCACUGCAAAUGUGGUAGGAGCAGGAUGCCAGAAGAGCUGUCAGACUCUAGAUAUGGAAUGUUACAAAACUCACUGUGUCUCUGGCUGCAUAUGUCCUCAUGAUCAAGUGUUGGAUGGCAAAGGUGGCUGUAUAGCUCCAGAAGACUGCCCAUGUAUUCACAAUGGGAACUCCUACAGUCCAGGAGAAUCAAUCAGAGUUGGCUGUAACAACUGCACAUGUAGAAACAGAAAAUGGCAAUGCUCUGAGGAACCCUGCCUGGAAACAUGUUCUGUUUAUGGAGAUGGGCAUUAUACCACCUUUGAUGGCAAACGCUUUGAUUUUGAAGGAGACUGUGAAUAUGUUCUGGUCCAGAACUACUGUGGUCAACAAGCUAUGAAUCAGGGAACCUUCAGAGUCAUCACUGAGAACAUUCCAUGCGGCACUACAGGAACUACCUGCUCUAAGUCUAUUAAAGUUUUCCUGGGUAACUAUGAGCUGGUACUCAGCGAUGGACACUCUGAUGUCAUCCAGAGGACACCUGGAGGAAAAAUGCCAUUCCAAAUCCGUUCCAUGGGCAUCUACCUGGUGGUUGAUACUAGUGUUGGUCUGAUCCUCAUGUGGGACAAGAAAACCAGUAUAUUCAUCAAACUCAGUCCCAGCUUUCAGGGCCAUGUCUGUGGACUUUGUGGAAACUAUGAUGGCAAUGGAAAUAAUGACUUCACUACUCGCAGUCAGUCUGUGGUAGGAAAUGUGCUGGAGUUUGCCAAUAGCUGGAAAGUGUCUUCUAGCUGCCCAAAUGCCAAUCGUACACAGGAUCCAUGUACUGCAAACCCAUACAGGAAAGCCUGGGCACAGAAGCAAUGCAGCAUCAUUACCAGUGAAGUAUUUGGAAAGUGUCACUCACAGGUUGAACCAAAUGAAUAUUACCAAGCAUGUGUGGAUGAUGCUUGUGCCUGCGACACUGGAGGAGACUGUGAAUGUUUCUGCACAGCAGUAGCUGCCUACGCUCAAGCAUGUAAUGAGCUGGACAUCUGCAUAUCAUGGAGAACCCCGUCCAUUUGUCCUCUGUUCUGUGAUUACUAUAAUCCACAAGGGGAAUGUGAGUGGCACUACAAGCCAUGUGGAGCACCGUGUAUGAAGACCUGCAAUAAUCCAAGUGGAAAAUGCCUUCAUGAGAUGAGGGGUUUGGAAGGCUGCUAUCCACAAUGUCCAAAGAAUAAGCCCUAUUUUGAUGAGGAAACCAUGACCUGUGUUUCUAGUUGUGGUUGUUAUGAAGAUGGAAAAAAUUACAAACCAGGAAUGGAGAUGCCUUCAAAGCAGAAUUGCGAAUCAUGCGAAUGCACAAUUCAUGGCAAAAAAUGCAGAUAUGAUGAACAUGAAUGUGUCUGCAUUUAUGAGGGGCAGAAAUACAACUACAAGGACGUGGUCUACAACACUACAGAUGGCACAGGAUGGUGUAUUGUUGCAACCUGUGGUCCCAAUGGAACGCUUCAAAGGUUUAUCCAUUACUGUCUAAUGUCAACAUCACCCACAACAGCAACAACAUUUCACUUCAGCUCUACACCACCUACCACUACUUCCACAGUGUCACCAACUACAUCAGUAUGUGUUCAUGAAGUCUGUGAGUGGUCAGAAUGGUAUGAUGGGAGUCUACAAACCCCUGGCUAUGAUGGGGGAGAUUUUGAAACUUUUGAUGAUUUACGAGCGAAAGGUUAUGCAGUCUGUAAAGCCCCAAAGGCUGUUGAAUGCAGGGCAGAAAAAUUCCCUGAUAUACCACUGAAAGACCUUGGCCAAAAAGUAGAAUGCAGUACAACACAAGGGCUUAUCUGUUACAACAAGGAUCAAAUUUCAACAAUGUGCAACAACUAUGAGAUCAGAAUCUUCUGCUGUGUAUUUGUACCAUGCUCUUCCACAACACCUUUCAGCACAUCAACCCCAGUCACAACUACGACUUUGACAGAAACAUCUACUGAAACAACGUAUUCAGUUACUACAACUUCUGAAAGUACAACAUUCAUACCUUCAACUACUGAAGAAACAGCAACCACAACUAAGAUGACAACACCUAUCACCACAUCCCCUUCAACGAUUCCUCUUUGUUUCAAAGAAAAAUGUUACUGGUCAAGAUGGUAUGAUGUCAGUUAUCCAGGGUCAGGAUACAAUGAUGGAGAUUUUGAUACCAUUCAGAACAUAAAAAAUAAAGGAUACAAAGUCUGCGACAACAGAAAGGAUGUGGAAUGUAGAGCAGUACGGUUUCCUGAUACACCAUAUCCUCUACUAGAGCAACACAUUACGUGUAACACAGACGAAGGGCUGAUAUGUUACAAUAAAGAUCAACUGCCACCAAUCUGCUAUAAUUAUGAAUUAAGAUUUAAAUGCUGCAUAAACAUACCAGUAGAGUGCGAAACAACCCCUGAAAGCCUGAGUACAACAACACAACCAACGACACAUUUUUCAAGCAUAACAUCAAAAAUAGGACCAACGACUCUAAGCUUGCAAACAAAACACAAGACAACAACUGAAUACACAGUACCACCAAAAACAGAUUUCAUACAUACCAGAAUAACAUUAAAACCAACUACACAAACACAAAGAACCUAUAAAACAUCGAUAAGCAGCACAACAGAAAAAUCUACAAAAUAUUCGACUACCACCACCUGUGAACCCGAAGUGUGCACUUGGAGCGAAUGGUUUGACGUUGACUUCCCCUCCUCGGGGCCCAACCAGGGAGACUUUGAAACCUACCAGCACAUCCGCGCCGCCGGCAAGCGAAUCUGCCGGCAGCCAAAGGAGAUCGAGUGCCAGGCAGAGGACUACCCCGACGUAGCCAUCCAGCAGGUGGGACAGGUCGUGCAGUGCGACGUCCGCUUUGGACUGGUGUGCAAGAACGAGGACCAGACGGGCAAAUUCAAGAUGUGCCUCAACUACAAGAUCCGCGUGCUCUGCUGCACCCCCAACUACAACUGCUCAAUCCCCAUCCCCUCGACCACCACCAGCCCCACCACCAGCACCACGGGCAUAACCAUCGUGUCCUCCACCCCAGUCACCACCUCCACCUCCACGCCCUACAUCUCCAGCACCACCAGUCCCACCUCCACAGAAAUCAGCACCUCCACCACCACCACCCGCCCCACGCCAACGACGUCUACCACAUCCUCCUCCACCAUGUCCACCACCACCUGUGAACCCGAAGUGUGCACUUGGAGCGAAUGGUUUGACGUUGACUUCCCCUCCUCGGGGCCCAACCAGGGAGACUUUGAAACCUACCAGCACAUCCGCGCCGCCGGCAAGCGAAUCUGCCGGCAGCCAAAGGAGAUCGAGUGCCAGGCAGAGGACUACCCCGACGUAGCCAUCCAGCAGGUGGGACAGGUCGUGCAGUGCGACGUCCGCUUUGGACUGGUGUGCAAGAACGAGGACCAGACGGGCAAAUUCAAGAUGUGCCUCAACUACAAGAUCCGCGUGCUCUGCUGCACCCCCAACUACAACUGCUCAAUCCCCAUCCCCUCGACCACCACCAGCCCCACCACCAGCACCACGGGCAUAACCAUCGUGUCCUCCACCCCAGUCACCACCUCCACCUCCACCUCCACGCCCUACAUCUCCAGCACCACCAGUCCCACCUCCACAGAAAUCAGCACCUCCACCACCACCACCCGCCCCACGCCAACGACGUCUACCACAUCCUCCUCCACCAUGUCCACCACCACCUGUGAACCCGAAGUGUGCACUUGGAGCGAAUGGUUUGACGUUGACUUCCCCUCCUCGGGGCCCAACCAGGGAGACUUUGAAACCUACCAGCACAUCCGCGCCGCCGGCAAGCGAAUCUGCCGGCAGCCAAAGGAGAUCGAGUGCCAGGCAGAGGACUACCCCGACGUAGCCAUCCAGCAGGUGGGACAGGUCGUGCAGUGCGACGUCCACUUUGGACUGGUGUGCAAGAACGAGGACCAGACGGGCAAAUUCAAGAUGUGCCUCAACUACAAGAUCCGCGUGCUUUGCUGCACCCCCAACUACAACUGCUCGAUCCCCAUCCCCUCGACCACCACCAGCCCCACCACCAGCACCCCGGGCAUAACCAUCGUGUCCUCCACCCCAGUCACCACCUCCACCUCCACGCCCUACAUCUCCAGCACCACCAGUCCCACCUCCACAGAAAUCAGCACCUCCACCACCACCACCCGCCCCACGCCAACGACGUCUACCACAUCCUCCUCCACCAUGUCCACCACCACCUGUGAACCCGAAGUGUGCACUUGGAGCGAAUGGUUUGACGUUGACUUCCCCUCCUCGGGGCCCAACCAGGGAGACUUUGAAACCUACCAGCACAUCCGCGCCGCCGGCAAGCGAAUCUGCCGGCAGCCAAAGGAGAUCGAGUGCCAGGCAGAGGACUACCCCGACGUAGCCAUCCAGCAGGUGGGACAGGUCGUGCAGUGCGACGUCCACUUUGGACUGGUGUGCAAGAACGAGGACCAGACGGGCAAAUUCAAGAUGUGCCUCAACUACAAGAUCCGCGUGCUUUGCUGCACCCCCAACUACAACUGCUCGAUCCCCAUCCCCUCGACCACCACCAGCCCCACCACCAGCACCCCGGUCAUAACCAUCGUGUCCUCCACCCCAGUCACCACCUCCACCUCCACGCCCUACAUCUCCAGCACCACCAGUCCCACCUCCACAGAAAUCAGCACCUCCACCACCACCACCCGCCCCACGCCAACGACGUCUACCACAUCCUCCUCCACCAUGUCCACCACCACCUGUGAACCCGAAGUGUGCACUUGGAGCGAAUGGUUUGACGUUGACUUCCCCUCCUCGGGGCCCAACCAGGGAGACUUUGAAACCUACCAGCACAUCCGCGCCGCCGGCAAGCGAAUCUGCCGGCAGCCAAAGGAGAUCGAGUGCCAGGCAGAGGACUACCCCGACGUAGCCAUCCAGCAGGUGGGACAGGUCGUGCAGUGCGACGUCCACUUUGGACUGGUGUGCAAGAACGAGGACCAGACGGGCAAAUUCAAGAUGUGCCUCAACUACAAGAUCCGCGUGCUUUGCUGCACCCCCAACUACAACUGCUCGAUCCCCAUCCCCUCGACCACCACCAGCCCCACCACCAGCACCACGGGCAUAACCAUCGUGUCCUCCACCCCAGUCACCACCUCCACCUCCACGCCCUACAUCUCCAGCACCACCAGUCCCACCUCCACAGAAAUCAGCACCUCCACCACCACCACCCGCCCCACGCCAACGACGUCUACCACAUCCUCCUCCACCAUGUCCACCACCACCUGUGAACCCGAAGUGUGCACUUGGAGCGAAUGGUUUGACGUUGACUUCCCCUCCUCGGGGCCCAACCAGGGAGACUUUGAAACCUACCAGCACAUCCGCGCCGCCGGCAAGCGAAUCUGCCGGCAGCCAAAGGAGAUCGAGUGCCAGGCAGAGGACUACCCCGACGUAGCCAUCCAGCAGGUGGGACAGGUCGUGCAGUGCGACGUCCACUUUGGACUGGUGUGCAAGAACGAGGACCAGACGGGCAAAUUCAAGAUCCCCACCACCAGCACCCCGGUCAUAACCAUCGUGUCCUCCACCCCCGUCACCACCUCCACCUCCACGCCCUACAUCUCCAGCACCACCAGUCCCACCUCCACAGAAAUCAGCACCUCCACCACCACCACCCGCCCCACGCCAACGACGUCUACCACAUCCUCCUCCACCAUGUCCACCACCACCUGUGAACCCGAAGUGUGCACUUGGAGCGAAUGGUUUGACGUUGACUUCCCCUCCUCGGGGCCCAACCAGGGAGACUUUGAAACCUACCAGCACAUCCGCGCCGCCGGCAAGCGAAUCUGCCGGCAGCCAAAGGAGAUCGAGUGCCAGGCAGAGGACUACCCCGACGUAGCCAUCCAGCAGGUGGGACAGGUCGUGCAGUGCGACGUCCACUUUGGACUGGUGUGCAAGAACGAGGACCAGACGGGCAAAUUCAAGAUGUGCCUCAACUACAAGAUCCGCGUGCUUUGCUGCACCCCCAACUACAACUGCUCGAUCCCCAUCCCCUCGACCACCACCAGCCCCACCACCAGCACCCCGGUCAUAACCAUCGUGUCCUCCACCCCAGUCACCACCUCCACCUCCACGCCCUACAUCUCCAGCACCACCAGUCCCACCUCCACAGAAAUCAGCACCUCCACCACCACCACCCGCCCCACGCCAACGACGUCUACCACAUCCUCCUCCACCAUGUCCACCACCACCUGUGAACCCGAAGUGUGCACUUGGAGCGAAUGGUUUGACGUUGACUUCCCCUCCUCGGGGCCCAACCAGGGAGACUUUGAAACCUACCAGCACAUCCGCGCCGCCGGCAAGCGAAUCUGCCGGCAGCCAAAGGAGAUCGAGUGCCAGGCAGAGGACUACCCCGACGUAGCCAUCCAGCAGGUGGGACAGGUCGUGCAGUGCGACGUCCACUUUGGACUGGUGUGCAAGAACGAGGACCAGACGGGCAAAUUCAAGAUGUGCCUCAACUACAAGAUCCGCGUGCUUUGCUGCACCCCCAACUACAACUGCUCGAUCCCCAUCCCCUCGACCACCACCAGCCCCACCACCAGCACCACGGGCAUAACCAUCGUGUCCUCCACCCCAGUCACCACCUCCACCUCCACGCCCUACAUCUCCAGCACCACCAGUCCCACCUCCACAGAAAUCAGCACCUCCACCACCACCACCCGCCCCACGCCAACGACGUCUACCACAUCCUCCUCCACCAUGUCCACCACCACCUGUGAACCCGAAGUGUGCACUUGGAGCGAAUGGUUUGACGUUGACUUCCCCUCCUCGGGGCCCAACCAGGGAGACUUUGAAACCUACCAGCACAUCCGCGCCGCCGGCAAGCGAAUCUGCCGGCAGCCAAAGGAGAUCGAGUGCCAGGCAGAGGACUACCCCGACGUAGCCAUCCAGCAGGUGGGACAGGUCGUGCAGUGCGACGUCCACUUUGGACUGGUGUGCAAGAACGAGGACCAGACGGGCAAAUUCAAGAUGUGCCUCAACUACAAGAUCCGCGUGCUUUGCUGCACCCCCAACUACAACUGCUCGAUCCCCAUCCCCUCGACCACCACCAGCCCCACCACCAGCACCACGGGCAUAACCAUCGUGUCCUCCACCCCAGUCACCACCUCCACCUCCACGCCCUACAUCUCCAGCACCACCAGUCCCACCUCCACAGAAAUCAGCACCUCCACCACCACCACCCGCCCCACGCCAACGACGUCUACCACAUCCUCCCCCACCAUGUCCACCACCACCUGUGAACCCGAAGUGUGCACUUGGAGCGAAUGGUUUGACGUUGACUUCCCCUCCUCGGGGCCCAACCAGGGAGACUUUGAAACCUACCAGCACAUCCGCGCCGCCGGCAAGCGAAUCUGCCGGCAGCCAAAGGAGAUCGAGUGCCAGGCAGAGGACUACCCUGACGUAGCCAUCCAGCAGGUGGGACAGGUCGUGCAGUGCGACGUCCACUUUGGACUGGUGUGCAAGAACGAGGACCAGACGGGCAAAUUCAAGAUGUGCCUCAACUACAAGAUCCGCGUGCUCUGCUGCACCCCCAACUACAACUGCUCGAUCCCCAUCCCCUCGACCACCACCAGCCCCACCACCAGCACCACGGGCAUAACCAUCGUGUCCUCCACCCCAGUCACCACCUCCACCUCCACGCCCUACAUCUCCAGCACCACCAGUCCCACCUCCACAGAAAUCAGCACCUCCACCACCACCACCCGCCCCACGCCAACGACGUCUACCACAUCCUCCUCCACCAUGUCCACCACCACCUGUGAACCCGAAGUGUGCACUUGGAGCGAAUGGUUUGACGUUGACUUCCCCUCCUCGGGGCCCAACCAGGGAGACUUUGAAACCUACCAGCACAUCCGCGCCGCCGGCAAGCGAAUCUGCCGGCAGCCAAAGGAGAUCGAGUGCCAGGCAGAGGACUACCCCGACGUAGCCAUCCAGCAGGUGGGACAGGUCGUGCAGUGCGACGUCCACUUUGGACUGGUGUGCAAGAACGAGGACCAGACGGGCAAAUUCAAGAUGUGCCUCAACUACAAGAUCCGCGUGCUCUGCUGCACCCCCAACUACAACUGCUCGAUCCCCAUCCCCUCGACCACCACCAGCCCCACCACCAGCACCACGGGCAUAACCAUCGUGUCCUCCACCCCAGUCACCACCUCCACCUCCACGCCCUACAUCUCCAGCACCACCAGUCCCACCUCCACAGAAAUCAGCACCUCCACCACCACCACCCGCCCCACGCCAACGACGUCUACCACAUCCUCCUCCACCAUGUCCACCACCACCUGUGAACCCGAAGUGUGCACUUGGAGCGAAUGGUUUGACGUUGACUUCCCCUCCUCGGGGCCCAACCAGGGAGACUUUGAAACCUACCAGCACAUCCGCGCCGCCGGCAAGCGAAUCUGCCGGCAGCCAAAGGAGAUCGAGUGCCAGGCAGAGGACUACCCUGACGUAGCCAUCCAGCAGGUGGGACAGGUCGUGCAGUGCGACGUCCACUUUGGACUGGUGUGCAAGAACGAGGACCAGACGGGCAAAUUCAAGAUGUGCCUCAACUACAAGAUCCGCGUGCUCUGCUGCACCCCCAACUACAACUGCUCGAUCCCCAUCCCCUCGACCACCACCAGCCCCACCACCAGCACCCCGGUCAUAACCAUCGUGUCCUCCACCCCAGUCACCCCCUCUACCUCCACCUCCACGCCCUACAUCUCCAGCACCACCAGUCCCACCUCCACAGAAAUCAGCACCUCCACCACCACCACCCGCCCCACGCCAACGACGUCUACCACAUCCUCCCCCACCAUGUCCACCACCACCUGUGAACCCGAAGUGUGCACUUGGAGCGAAUGGUUUGACGUUGACUUCCCCUCCUCGGGGCCCAACCAGGGAGACUUUGAAACCUACCAGCACAUCCGCGCCGCCGGCAAGCGAAUCUGCCGGCAGCCAAAGGAGAUCGAGUGCCAGGCAGAGGACUACCCCGACGUAGCCAUCCAGCAGGUGGGACAGGUCGUGCAGUGCGACGUCCACUUUGGACUGGUGUGCAAGAACGAGGACCAGACGGGCAAAUUCAAGAUGUGCCUCAACUACAAGAUCCGCGUGCUCUGCUGCACCCCCAACUACAACUGCUCAAUCCCCAUCCCCUCGACCACCACCAGCCCCACCACCAGCACCACGGGCAUAACCAUCGUGUCCUCCACCCCAGUCACCACCUCCACCUCCACGCCCUACAUCUCCAGCACCACCAGUCCCACCUCCACAGAAAUCAGCACCUCCACCACCACCACCCGCCCCACGCCAACGACGUCUACCACAUCCUCCUCCACCAUGUCCACCACCACCUGUGAACCCGAAGUGUGCACUUGGAGCGAAUGGUUUGACGUUGACUUCCCCUCCUCGGGGCCCAACCAGGGAGACUUUGAAACCUACCAGCACAUCCGCGCCGCCGGCAAGCGAAUCUGCCGGCAGCCAAAGGAGAUCGAGUGCCAGGCAGAGGACUACCCCGACGUAGCCAUCCAGCAGGUGGGACAGGUCGUGCAGUGCGACGUCCACUUUGGACUGGUGUGCAAGAACGAGGACCAGACGGGCAAAUUCAAGAUGUGCCUCAACUACAAGAUCCGCGUGCUUUGCUGCACCCCCAACUACAACUGCUCGAUCCCCAUCCCCUCGACCACCACCAGCCCCACCACCAGCACCCCGGUCAUAACCAUCGUGUCCUCCACCCCAGUCCCCACCUCCACCUCCACGCCCUACAUCUCCAGCACCACCAGUCCCACCUCCACAGAAAUCAGCACCUCCACCACCACCACCGCCCCCACGCCAACGACGUCUACCACAUCCUCCUCCACCAUGUCCACCACCACCUGUGAACCCGAAGUGUGCACUUGGAGCGAAUGGUUUGACGUUGACUUCCCCUCCUCGGGGCCCAACCAGGGAGACUUUGAAACCUACCAGCACAUCCGCGCCGCCGGCAAGCGAAUCUGCCGGCAGCCAAAGGAGAUCGAGUGCCAGGCAGAGGACUACCCCGACGUAGCCAUCCAGCAGGUGGGACAGGUCGUGCAGUGCGACGUCCACUUUGGACUGGUGUGCAAGAACGAGGACCAGACGGGCAAAUUCAAGAUGUGCCUCAACUACAAGAUCCGCGUGCUUUGCUGCACCCCCAACUACAACUGCUCGAUCCCCAUCCCCUCGACCACCACCAGCCCCACCACCAGCACCACGGUCAUAACCAUCGUGUCCUCCACCCCAGUCACCACCUCCACCUCCACGCCCUACAUCUCCAGCACCACCAGUCCCACCUCCACAGAAAUCAGCACCUCCACCACCACCACCCGCCCCACGCCAACGACGUCUACCACAUCCUCCCCCACCAUGUCCACCACCACCUGUGAACCCGAAGUGUGCACUUGGAGCGAAUGGUUUGACGUUGACUUCCCCUCCUCGGGGCCCAACCAGGGAGACUUUGAAACCUACCAGCACAUCCGCGCCGCCGGCAAGCGAAUCUGCCGGCAGCCAAAGGAGAUCGAGUGCCAGGCAGAGGACUACCCCGACGUAGCCAUCCAGCAGGUGGGACAGGUCGUGCAGUGCGACGUCCACUUUGGACUGGUGUGCAAGAACGAGGACCAGACGGGCAAAUUCAAGAUGUGCCUCAACUACAAGAUCCGCGUGCUCUGCUGCACCCCCAACUACAACUGCUCGAUCCCCAUCCCCUCGACCACCACCAGCCCCACCACCAGCACCACGGGCAUAACCAUCGUGUCCUCCACCCCAGUCACCACCUCCACCUCCACGCCCUACAUCUCCAGCACCACCAGUCCCACCUCCACAGAAAUCAGCACCUCCACCACCACCACCCGCCCCACGCCAACGACGUCUACCACAUCCUCCUCCACCAUGUCCACCACCACCUGUGAACCCGAAGUGUGCACUUGGAGCGAAUGGUUUGACGUUGACUUCCCCUCCUCGGGGCCCAACCAGGGAGACUUUGAAACCUACCAGCACAUCCGCGCCGCCGGCAAGCGAAUCUGCCGGCAGCCAAAGGAGAUCGAGUGCCAGGCAGAGGACUACCCCGACGUAGCCAUCCAGCAGGUGGGACAGGUCGUGCAGUGCGACGUCCACUUUGGACUGGUGUGCAAGAACGAGGACCAGACGGGCAAAUUCAAGAUGUGCCUCAACUACAAGAUCCGCGUGCUCUGCUGCACCCCCAACUACAACUGCUCGAUCCCCAUCCCCUCGACCACCACCAGCCCCACCACCAGCACCCCGGUCAUAACCAUCGUGUCCUCCACCCCAGUCACCCCCUCUACCUCCACCUCCACGCCCUACAUCUCCAGCACCACCAGUCCCACCUCCACAGAAAUCAGCACCUCCACCACCACCACCCGCCCCACGCCAACGACGUCUACCACAUCCUCCUCCACCAUGUCCACCACCACCUGUGAACCCGAAGUGUGCACUUGGAGCGAAUGGUUUGACGUUGACUUCCCCUCCUCGGGGCCCAACCAGGGAGACUUUGAAACCUACCAGCACAUCCGCGCCGCCGGCAAGCGAAUCUGCCGGCAGCCAAAGGAGAUCGAGUGCCAGGCAGAGGACUACCCCGACGUAGCCAUCCAGCAGGUGGGACAGGUCGUGCAGUGCGACGUCCACUUUGGACUGGUGUGCAAGAACGAGGACCAGACGGGCAAAUUCAAGAUGUGCCUCAACUACAAGAUCCGCGUGCUCUGCUGCACCCCCAACUACAACUGCUCGAUCCCCAUCCCCUCGACCACCACCAGCCCCACCACCAGCACCACGGGCAUAACCAUCGUGUCCUCCACCCCAGUCACCACCUCCACCUCCACGCCCUACAUCUCCAGCACCACCAGUCCCACCUCCACAGAAAUCAGCACCUCCACCACCACCACCCGCCCCACGCCAACGACGUCUACCACAUCCUCCUCCACCAUGUCCACCACCACCUGUGAACCCGAAGUGUGCACUUGGAGCGAAUGGUUUGACGUUGACUUCCCCUCCUCGGGGCCCAACCAGGGAGACUUUGAAACCUACCAGCACAUCCGCGCCGCCGGCAAGCGAAUCUGCCGGCAGCCAAAGGAGAUCGAGUGCCAGGCAGAGGACUACCCCGACGUAGCCAUCCAGCAGGUGGGACAGGUCGUGCAGUGCGACGUCCACUUUGGACUGGUGUGCAAGAACGAGGACCAGACGGGCAAAUUCAAGAUGUGCCUCAACUACAAGAUCCGCGUGCUUUGCUGCACCCCCAACUACAACUGCUCGAUCCCCAUCCCCUCGACCACCACCAGCCCCACCACCAGCACCCCGGUCAUAACCAUCGUGUCCUCCACCCCAGUCACCACCUCUACCUCCACCUCCACGCCCUACAUCUCCAGCACCACCAGUCCCACCUCCACAGAAAUCAGCACCUCCACCACCACCACCCGCCCCACGCCAACGACGUCUACCACAUCCUCCUCCACCAUGUCCACCACCACCUGUGAACCCGAAGUGUGCACUUGGAGCGAAUGGUUUGACGUUGACUUCCCCUCCUCGGGGCCCAACCAGGGAGACUUUGAAACCUACCAGCACAUCCGCGCCGCCGGCAAGCGAAUCUGCCGGCAGCCAAAGGAGAUCGAGUGCCAGGCAGAGGACUACCCCGACGUAGCCAUCCAGCAGGUGGGACAGGUCGUGCAGUGCGACGUCCACUUUGGACUGGUGUGCAAGAACGAGGACCAGACGGGCAAAUUCAAGAUGUGCCUCAACUACAAGAUCCGCGUGCUUUGCUGCACCCCCAACUACAACUGCUCGAUCCCCAUCCCCUCGACCACCACCAGCCCCACCACCAGCACCCCGGUCAUAACCAUCGUGUCCUCCACCCCAGUCACCACCUCCACCUCCACGCCCUACAUCUCCAGCACCACCAGUCCCACCUCCACAGAAAUCAGCACCUCCACCACCACCCACCGCCCCACGCCAACGACGUCUACCACAUCCUCCUCCACCAUGUCCACCACCACCUGUGAACCCGAAGUGUGCACUUGGAGCGAAUGGUUUGACGUUGACUUCCCCUCCUCGGGGCCCAACCAGGGAGACUUUGAAACCUACCAGCACAUCCGCGCCGCUGGCAAGCGAAUCUGCCGGCAGCCAAAGGAGAUCGAGUGCCAGGCAGAGGACUACCCCGACGUAGCCAUCCAGCAGGUGGGACAGGUUGUGCAGUGCGACGUCCGCUUUGGACUGGUGUGCAAGAACGAGGACCAGACGGGCAAAUUCAAGAUGUGCCUCAACUACAAGAUCCGCGUGCUUUGCUGCACCCCCAACUACAACUGCUCAAUCCCCAUCCCCUCGACCACCACCACUACGUUCCCUUUUAUUACCCGAAGUGAACCUAUCUUUACCAGUCCUCUGCCUCACAUUUCAACUACGCCUUGUUUCUGCAAGAUUGGCGAUGCUAUUUUUUCACCUGGUGACUUGAUUUACAACGAAAUGGAUAGUGAAGGUUGUAGAUUUUAUGCCAUCUGUAGCCCGACAUGUAAUAUUGAACGACAUGCUGUGCACUGUAAUGUCAGUACUUCACCUGCCACUACUUCCUCAGAGUGGUCUACAAUAACAACAUCAGCUCCUCUGCCUCCCACAUCUCAAAGUAUUGGUUUUCAUGGUUGUGUUUCCCCUAUUUACCCUCCGUUAAAACCUGGAGAAAGAUUCAAAUUAUCCAACUGUACAGAAGUCAUCUGUAAUGGAGACAAUGACAUAGAUGUACUUCCAACGUACUGUCCACCUGUAAAGGAAAUUACCUGUGCAAACAAAUAUCCUCCAUUGCUGGUACCUGAUGAAAAUGGAUGCUGUUACCGAUAUGAGUGUCAAUGUGUGUGUAGUGGAUGGGGUGAUCCUCACUACAUUACUUUUGAUGGAACCUAUUAUACCUUCCUUGAAAACUGUACUUACGUCCUGGUGAAACAGAUUGUCCCUAGAUAUGACAACUUCCGUGUUUAUAUUGACAAUUAUUACUGUGAUUCAAAAGAUGGACUGUCCUGCCCUAAAUCCAUUAUUAUUUUCUACAAAUCUGCAGAAGUGGUGCUGACUCGUGAACUCAUGAAUGGUGUGAUGACCAAUGUGAUGUACUUCAACAAAAAGAUUGUCGAACCAGGCUUCAAAAAAGAUGGCAUUUCUUUCUCCACUCUUGGCAUUAAUAUGAUUGUUGAAAUAGAAGAAAUUGGUGCUGUCAUCACCUUUAGUGGUCUAAUUUUCUCUGUGAAGCUUCCAUAUAGCAAAUUUGGCAACAACACCGAAGGACAAUGUGGAACAUGUACAAACAAUAAAGCAGAUGAAUGUCGUUUACCAAGUGGUAAGAUCAUUUCCUCCUGUCCCCAAAUGGCUCAUCACUGGAUUGUUGACAACAACAAGUCAUGUCAUGGAGUACCAGUACCACCAACUAUAACCACACCUCCACCAAAGCCGCAGUGUCAAACACCUCCACUCUGCAAGCUUAUCUUGAGCGAGGUUUUUGCAGAAUGUCAUACCGUGAUACCACCGGAACCAUUUUUCAAAGGCUGUGUCUUUGAUGGAUGUCGCAUAGACGAUGAAUCCAUGCAGUGCUCCAGUUUGGAGAUAUAUGCUACAGAGUGUGCUGCUAGAGGUGUCUGCAUUGACUGGAGAGGAAUGACCAACAAUACAUGCUCAUUCAGCUGUCCAUCAAACUUGAUAUACAAGCCUUGUGGGCCCAUUAAUCCAGUCACCUGUGACGAAAGCUAUGAGCGUCCUGGCUAUGGAGUAACUGAAGGCUGUUUCUGUCCUGAAGGAAUGACACUCCUGCGUGCAGAGAGCAACAUCUGUGUCUCUGAAUGUUUCUGUAGAGAAUCAAAUGGAAUAUCCAGACGGCCAGGAGAAAAAUGGACAAAAGAUUGCCGGGAAUGUGUCUGUGACAAAAAUACUCUUAAGGUGAAGUGUACAAAACAUGAAUGUUCUCUGACACAGCAAGUAUUUUGUGAAGAACCAGGUUACAUGCCUGUUCAGAUACAGAUGCCAGAAGAUCCAUGCUGUACUAGGACUGAGUGCUACUGCAACACAAGCCUCUGCCCUGACAUCACACCCCAGUGUUUAGAGGGACAGGAAAUAAUCACAGUAAUGCCACCUGGAAACUGCUGUCCUAUCUUUGAAUGCAGACAGGGCUGUGUAGUCAACGAAACCUAUUAUGCACCUGGAGCUGCCAUUCCAUCAGGCCCCUGUGAAGAAUGUACCUGCUCGGAAUCCUCUCGGCCUCACCACCCUAGGGUGACGUGCCAGCCUGUUAUCUGCGACACAUACUGCCCACUGGGCUAUAAAUACACAGUGGAACCUGGACAGUGCUGCGGCACGUGCAAGGCAGCAGCUUGUGUACUGACCGUGGGAGACAACAUUACACACGUGCUUCAUGAAGGAGAAUACUGGAAUCCACCUGGUGAUAACUGUACUGUUUACACAUGUGAAAAACAUGCUGACCAGUUCAUUCAAGUCAUCAAAGAGGCAAGCUGUCCUGCCUUUAGCCCUGAAGAGUGUGAUCCAGAUGAUGUCAAGUUAUCUGAUGAUGGCUGCUGUCUAGUGUGCAGAAGACUACCUAAACUUUGUAUGAAGCACAAUAUGACUACUGUCAUCAACUAUAAUGGCUGUGUAUCUCCUGCACCUGUUGAGAUAACAUACUGUGAAGGCAGCUGUGAUGCUUACUCACGAUAUUCUCAAACGACAAACACAAUGGUGCACAAAUGCUCGUGUUGUCAGGAAAUCAAGACCAGCAAAAGAAAGGUGACUCUGACAUGCAGUGACGGAACCUUCCUUGAUCACUCCUACACCUAUGUAGAGAAAUGCAGCUGUGUGGGUGCUGAGUGCGUUACCCAAGACAACACCCAACAGCAGACACAGCAGAUAAAGACCUCUCAGGAGCAAGCGAAUGUCAAAAAUUAGAACUAGAGAGAAGUCCUCAAACAAGGGCUGAGCAUAAGACUAAAUAAAGAAACUUCAAAAAAUACAAAAGUGUCAAGAGCAGCUAAAAUUUUGGAUGAACAGAUGAUGUUUUCUGCAUAGACCCCCAGUAUGUCUGUCUACAGAAUUUCAGUUUUCAUUAUCAGUAUAUCUCCCGUUGUUUUUUAUGUUUUUUCUUUUACACCUUGAGGGGUACAACACAAGUUCAUCUUAACAUUUUCUGUUCAUUUGUCUUCUGAGAAGUGCUGGACAUUUAAAAACAUUUUCAUUCCAGUUCACUGAGAAAAAAUCAAAAGACAAAUCCAGAAAACAAACCAAACCCAAGGAAAACUGUACCCCUCUGCUUCUAUAUGUUUCUUUUUUUGUUGAGGAAAACUCAGAGUGCAGAAAAUCAUAUAGUUUCAAACCUAUAAACUUCAAUAUUUGAACAAUUUAUGAUGGACGUAUUUCCCUACGUGUUUUUGUGAGGAAAAGGAAAAAAUCCUAUUGUGAGAAGCUGCUGCACACUACUUUUUGUUUACAUAAUACCAUCAGCAUAGUAGCUGUAUGAAAAUAUGGAUUUUUUUAUUUUGUUUUGUU